AUGCAGGCAGUCGCGCUGCUGAGACAUGUGCCUCUCUUUGCCUAUGUGACGGCGGUGCCCGUUGCAUGUCUGGCCUACGUGCUCGCUAUCUGCAUCUAUCGUAUCUGGUUCCAUCCCCUUGCGAAGUACCCGGGUCCUUUGCUGGCCAAAGUGACCAAUCUCUAUGGAGGGUACUACGCCUGGAAGGGAGACCUGCACAUUGACAUGAUGCGCUGCCAUGAAAAAUAUGGCAACUAUGUUCGUUAUGCGCCAAAUCGGGUGCUGUUCAAUACCAAUACCGGUCUGAAGGAGAUUUAUGCGUACAGCAAAAGCUUCCAGAAGUCGGCCGCUUACGGUGCCAUGGUUCAUCGCGCUCCCAACACGCUCACCCUCAUUGACAAAAAGCAACACGGUCGCAAGCGACGCAUCAUCGGCCAGGGCUUUGGAGACGCCGCCCUGCGUGGCUUCGAAGGGACUAUCAUGGGUCAUGUACGCAAGUUCUGCGACGAGCUGUCCAAGGAUAUUUCGGGCGGAAAAGCUGGUGACUGGUCUAGUCCGCAGAAUAUGGGAAAAUGGUCAAACUACCUCACCUUCGACAUCAUGUCCGGCAUCAUCUUCGGCGAAAGCUUUGAUCUCAUUGGCAGCCCCAACAACCGGCAGAUCGUCAAGUGCAUUGAGGACUCUAACGUGCGUACUGGAGUCUUGUCGCAGGCUGGUGAACUAUCCACACGCCGUCUCGACCGCUGGCUGUUCCCCCAGGCGAUUCAAGGCCGGAAUGCAUUCAUUCGCUUUGUCAACAUUCUGCUCAAGAAGCGCAUGUCUGCGAAGCCCUUGAAGCGCCACGACGCAUUCUCAUUCUUGCUGGAUGCGGUCGAUCCGGAGACGCAACAGGGAUUUACGCCUGCAGAGAUUGGUGCUGAAAGUACCACCAUGAUUGUUGCCGGAUCCGACACCUCCUCCACCGCCAUCGCUUCUACCUUCUUCUACCUCUGUCGCAACCGGGAAUGGUACGAGAAAGCCAAGGAAGAGGUUCGCGCUGCGUUCCGGGGCCCCGACGACGUCGCACUCGGACCCGCCCUGAACAACUGUGUGAUCCUGCGCGCAUGUAUCGACGAGAGUCUUCGUAUGUCCCCACCGGCCAGUAGCUCCCUUUGGCGCGAAGUCCUUGAGGACGGAGUCACCAUUGACGGUCACGUCGUCCCGCGAGGCUACGACGUGGGUACCUGCAUCUACGCCAUUCAACACAACCCCGACUACUACCCAGCACCCUUUGAGUACCGUCCCGAUCGCUGGCUUGACCCCGUGCCGGAAAAGGUGCAGCUCGCACGGUCGGCUUUCAACCCGUUCUCUAUUGGACCGCGGAGCUGUCUGGGGAAAGGGUUGGCAUGGACGGAGCUGAUGCUGACCAUGGCAUAUAUGCUAUCGAAGUAUGAGUUCCGCAGUGCGCCGGGUGAGGACGAGAAGGUUGGAGGUGGAAAUGAGGCCAUGGGACCUGGAAGACAGCGCGAGGGUGAAUAUCAGUUGCGCGAUCAUGUCACGGCUGCAAAGGACGGCCCGAUCGUGCAGGUUUCUUUCCGAUAG
This is a messenger RNA of Aspergillus pseudonomiae, 1560 nucleotides long. Its product is annotated as cytochrome P450. Gene Ontology annotation, molecular function: heme binding; monooxygenase activity; iron ion binding. NCBI's taxonomy places the organism in Eukaryota, Fungi, Ascomycota, Eurotiomycetes, Eurotiales, Aspergillaceae. The record is from RefSeq and is a predicted model, not a curated record. The transcript is spliced from 6 exons. Bases 1 to 1560 code for a protein of 519 amino acids.